CCUGAAUUGUUCAAACUCCUUCGGAAGAACACCAGUCAUGGCAGCAGCAAUGGCCGGCCACCACGCCGUAUACGACCUCUUUGUUAGCAAGGGUGCUCUCUGGAUGUGACGGACAAGGAUGGUUGCAAUAUUCUUCAUCUAGCGUGCAAGACAGGGAGAACACUCCUUAUUGAGAACCUUCUCAAGCAACGUGACAUUGAUAUAAAUUCCAAGGAUAAGACUAACAAGAGUGCAGUAAUGCAUGCAGUUGAAGGAGGACAUCUGGAAGCCUUCAUGGUAUUAAGAGACAAAUGUGACCUUCUUUGUAAAGAUGAUGAUGGCAACAAUUUGCUACACCUCGCCUGCAUUGGUGGGUGUGUAGAUAUUGUUGAACUUUUCAUCAGCUCAGGUUCCUUUGACUUAGACUCUAGGAAUCUUUACGGCAGGACUCCAGCAAUGGUUGCUGCCAGUGCUGGCCAUAGGGACAUACAUCUUGUCUUGAGGAAGCGAGGAUUCGACUUCGAUGCAAUAGAUACCAAGGGUCGUUCGUGUUUCUGCUGUGCUUGCAUAGGUGGUAACAUUGACAUUGUUUCCGAUUUGCUGCAGCACAACAGACAGUUUCUGUAUCACCGCGAUGCUCGAGGACGCACGCCAACUAUGCAGGCUGCAGAGCACGGACACAUGAAGGUGCUGGUCUUCCUGCUGGAUAAUGGGGGAGACAUUUCAGAACAAGAUGAUAACGGCAACACCCUCCUCCACGUUGCUUGUUGUGCAGGUAAUGAGGGGAUCGUGAGAGCCUUUCUAAGUGGGAAUACUGACGUCAACCAACGUGGUCAUCUGGGGAGGACACCGAUAAUGAUGGCGGCUAUGAGUGGCCACAAGCGAGUGUUCAACCUCUGUCUGACACAGCCGUGUCUUUUGUCGACAAAGGAUUACCAUGGCAACAACUUCUUACACGCGGCAUGCAUCGGAGGAAAUGUUCAGAUUGUUCAGUGGCUUUUGUUGCAAAACCUGUUUGACAUAAAUUCGAGAGGUGAAUCAGGAAAGACACCCAUAAUGAUGGCUGCUGAACAUGGCUGGCUAGAAGCCUUCAAUCUGCUGGUCAAGGAAGGAAGUGAUCCCGACAUUUUGGAUGAAAGAGGCAACACUAUUCUUCAUGUGGCAUGUAUAGGCGGUAAUGUUGCAAUAGUGAGACACCUCUUGUCGCAGUGUAGUCUUGGUGUGGACUGCAGAGGGGAGACAGGCAGAACGGCUGUCAUGUGGUCAGCGAUUGGUGGUCACAUGGAGUUGUUGACACAUCUCGUACAAACAGGAGCUGACCUGUCCCUUAAAGAUGAUGACAAUAAUAACAUCUUUCAUCUUGCAUGUCUAGGAGGAAGCGUGGAGGUCUGUAAUCUUCUUCUGAAUCUAGCCGCGGAUGUGUGUGACCUUGCGUCAAGAGGAAGAAAUGGUAGAACACCUAUAAUGAUGGCAGCAAUCAAAGGUCAUUUAAAAGUGUUCGAGCUACUUAUAAGUAAAGGAUGCAGUCUUUCAGAACUGGAUGAUAAUCGUGACAGCACCCUCCAUCUGGCGUGCCUGGGGGGCAAUGAAGCAAUUGUCCAAUACCUUCUGCUGCAAGAUGUAGACCUAAACAGGAAAGGACGCCAUGGAAGGACCCAAGUGAUGCUUGCGGCCUGGAAGGGCCAUGUCCAAGUGUACUUCCUGCUUGCGAAGCAGGGGUGUCAUCUUACGGGUGAAGACGCUUACGGGGACAACAUCCUGCAUCUCGCAUGUCGGGGCGGCAGACCAGAUAUAGUGGAACAUCUGAUCUCUCGCGGAUACGGAAACACCGAGAGCAGGGGCCAGUAUGGAAGGACGCCCGUUAUGAUGGCUGCUGGGAAGGGAUGCAAACAGGUCGUGGAUUUACUCAUCGACAACAGAUGUGAUCUGACUGCCGUGGAUAGUAAUGGAAACACUGUCCUUCACCUUGCUUGUCUCAGUGGUAAAGCCUGGUUUGUCAAAUAUCUCCUCUCUAAGACCACAGUGGAUGCUUUACAGGAAAAUGAUUCCAAACUGUCCCCAGACAGCGUGGCGAGGUACUGUGGACAGAGGGAGGUGUUCAAACUGCUACAGCGGGGCUCCCGGUAAGCCUAGUGAAACAUGCGCUGUAAACUGACCAGACAGCGUGGCGAGGUACUGUGGACAGAGGGAGGUGUUCAAACUGCUACAGCGGGGCUCCUGGUAAGCUUAGUGAAACAUGCGCUGUAAACUGACCAGACAGCGUGGCGAGGUACUGUGGACAGAGGGAGGUGUUCAAACUGCUACAGUGGGGCUCCCAGUCGGCCUAGUCAAACAUGCGCUGUAAUCUGACAACAUUAUGUAGAAAAGAAUUCAAACAAAGCCGGUUUAGGUGGUUCUAUAGUGCACUGUGUAAGAACAUAGUGGUAACUGGUCUGUGAUUUGUCACAAAUAUGCUAUAUCCUUCUGACAGUUGGUGUUACCACUUUAGUUCGCAUCAUUGCAGGAUGGUUUUCUUCUCUGCUUAAUAAGCCCUGUCGAGCGUAAUUUGAAGGUACUGUGCGUUACAACGUUCAUGGGCUCUGCCACUGUGACGUCAUAACUGCGACGUCAAUAUGCACAUUUAUAUUGAACACAAUACAAUGGUGCCUUCAUCUUUAUUGAAUAAUAGUUAUUAUGCACUAGUAUUACUUUGGUGGGAGUUAAAUACCGCAGUGAGGACAACUCAAGUGAUGCGAACGGGGUAAUUGUUGCAAGCCAACGACGGAGUGAGUGAGUGAUCAUAAAUACGACGAUGUGUCAGCUUGAUGUUGGAGGAAAACCGGAAGUGAUGAGUACACUAGUUUGUCACUGAACGGGCACGGGCUAACAUACUCAGGGCGAAUAUAAGGUACGAAAUUGAGUGAUUGUGGAGUAGUCAACCGUAACAUGAUUCGUGACAAUCAAUGUGUCAUGCAACAGAUUGGUAUCGGGAUAUCAGAGUGUCUAUACAACGAGAAGGACAUACAUUGACUGGAAGUCACUCAUGAAAACAGUGAUAGGAAGACACACAUCGAAGCAUGUACAGUGAUUAGGAGUAGCAUGGCAAACAUGUACAGUGAACUGGAAGGUUAUGUGUCUAUGCGCCAUGCAUUCGGCAGGAAAACACCCUAAUCCCUGUUAAUUUCAGGUUUUGCGCGGUGGAUCCAGAUGGUCUCCAUCAAUUUUCUUUUCCGCCAAUCACUGCUGUUGAAAAAAUGUCAGUGUCACCCAAAUUGAUGGUAUGGCUGGGAUUUCUGACCACGUGUUCUGAUAAGACUGGUUUCAUGUCAGAAUUUCUUUGCAUAAACAUACCGUUAUCUCAAUCAAAACAUAUCACUUAAUCUCCUUGAUCUCUGUACAUCCUAAUCUUUAAUUCCAUCUCACCGGCCUCCUGUACGUACUAGAUAUUUUGCUCGUAAUCAUAUUCUGUCAUUCGCCUGAUGACGAAAGGGCAAGGAGUAGCCCAGAAACGUCGUGUUGUAAAUUAUAAAGAAGUUGUAAAUCCAUGCCAUACAUUGUUAUGUUACUUCUACAUACCCACCAAGCAUCUUCUCGUCACGAUAUGGUUGAAACAAAGCCCAUGUGAAUUUUAAUUGCAUGUAAGUAGAGUGAAAUUGGCUGUGUGUUUUAAUCCCAAUCUAACUAUAUAUAUCUAACUGACUGUAUACCUGUGUACUGUAAACGUGUGUAUGUAAUCCUAAUAGGACAUUAUCUUCAUAAAUGUUGAAUCACAUAUGUUCAAUAAAGACUUUGACUUGUAUUCACA
Molecule: messenger RNA, 3763 nt
Organism: Haliotis rubra (blacklip abalone)
Lineage: Eukaryota; Metazoa; Mollusca; Gastropoda; Lepetellida; Haliotidae
Product: ankyrin repeat domain-containing protein 17-like
Exons: 2
Coding region: 238-2106 (622 amino acids)
Cellular component (GO): cytoplasm
Molecular function (GO): protein binding
Source: RefSeq, a predicted model, not a curated record